This is a messenger RNA of Vespa velutina, 1747 nucleotides long. It is a transcript of the gene ave, whose product is annotated as protein aveugle. The transcript has 3 exons. Gene Ontology annotation, molecular function: protein binding. Gene Ontology annotation, cellular component: cytoplasmic side of plasma membrane. NCBI's taxonomy places the organism in Eukaryota, Metazoa, Arthropoda, Insecta, Hymenoptera, Vespidae. The coding region runs from base 221 to 550 and encodes 109 amino acids. The record is from RefSeq and is a predicted model, not a curated record. Gene Ontology annotation, biological process: cell surface receptor protein tyrosine kinase signaling pathway.
AAUGAAAAGAUGCCAAUCUUCUUUAAAGUUUGAAUGAGUUUAAUCUAUGCUUAUUAGUUAAGAUCAAUGUCACUAUGACAUUUUUUUUAAUUAAUUGAUGAUUAUUUUUUAAAAGAUUAACAAAAUAAAACUGUGACAGGUAUAUUUUUUAAUUUUUUCGAUUUGUUUGUGGAAUGGAUAAAUUAAAUCAUUGAGCAAAUAUUAAAGUUUUGCUAUUACAAUGGUAGAAGAAACUGUUAAUUCUACAAAUAAGCCAAAAAUUAAAACAGCCCGACCUAGACCAGUGUAUUUAUGGAAUGUUUUAGAUGUCCAGAAAUGGUUACGGAGACAUUGCAGUGACUAUUAUCAAUUAUAUCAUGAAAAAUUUCUUUAUCAUGAUAUUACUGGAAGAGUACUUUUAAGAAUAAAUGAAAAUAUUUUAUUAAGGCUUGGAAUUGAUAAUGAACAACAUAGAAUGGAUAUAUGGAGAGAGAUUAUGAAGCUGCAUCUUAAGACUGACAUGUUAGAAAUUAGAGAUAUAGAGCGUCGCAACAAUGUGAAUUUUGAUUAAAAUAGGUAUUUCUAUUUAAAUUUUAUGACUAUAUAAAAUUAUGACUUGCUGUAUUUUUAAUACAUGUUUAUAAAUGAUAUAGUUAUAUUUUUUAAUAGAUGAUAUAUACAAAUAUAAAAUAAUAUAGUUUCUCUACGCAUGAGUUUGUAGAAGGGACUUUUUAAAGUCUGGUUGAUUUUAUUACUUUUAUUUUUCUGUACAUUUAUUGACUAGAAAUAGUUCAGAAAUACUUUAAUAGCGUACCACUUAUUUAAUUUAUUUUUAUGUUUACAUUCUAUCCGCUCAUUAUUAGAACGAGUAUAUGUAUAAUUUGAUUCUCAUUGAUAUCGAUGAUAUCAUAUAUUAAUUUAUUUGCAUUUUAAAUCAUUUAUUAAAAUCAAUAUUAUCCUAUUUUUCAUUAUUUUACAUUAAGAUCAUGUGCUUUGAAAAAUUAUAAUUUAAAAUUUAUUUAUGAAUGUAAUUUAUACGGUGUUCCAAUACUUUAUGUCAUUUCACGUUAUUAUAUUUAUAGAAAAUAUUUGGCUCAGUUUUAAUUUGAGAAAGUUAUUUAAUAUGCAAAAUACUUGCAAAUUUAUCUUAUAUAAAUGACUUAAUUUAAAAUUUCAAAUAAAAUUUGUAAAAUUUUCUUAAAUAGUAAAAGUAGUUUAAUUUCCGCUUGGAAUAAUCAAAAGGAAUGCUUCGUUAUAUUAUUUUUAACGAGCUAUGACAAAGAAAAAAAUAAUGCGAACUUUGAAUAUAGUUCUUUGACGUAAUUCAUCGUAAAUUCGUUCCGUUCAGUUUUAUAAUAAUAUGCUAAACAGGAUCGAUCCAAAGAAUCGAUCGUGGAAGCUAAGAUCUCUUUAUGAUUAUGUUUUUAUAUUAAAGACACAAUUCUUCUGUACCGAUACUUUUCGUAUGUUUGUGUCUGCCGGAGGAGAAGACGUAGAGUUCCAUUGGUUUGCUCGGUGAUCUUUGAUCAGGACAGCAUUGAUUUUUUUGUUCGUUGCGAGACCAACGUGUUGAUAUAUUUGUUUGUCGAGUAAUAGAUUCGUUUUUGCUCUUAAUGGGUAUUUUGGAUGAUUCUCGCAUUGGUACACCUCUAUAGAAAGACGGAUAACCACUGGAACCUGUUCGUCGCCAAUCAUAUCUGGACAAUAGUUCAACGAUUAUUAAAUAAUAUUUCUUGUAAAAAUCCUGAAUAAAGAUUUUACAAUUGAA